AUGGCCGAGGCGUGCCCGCGCAUGAUGACGUCACUAACGACGCUGACGCAGCGGCGGGACGCCGACGUGCAGGAGCUGGCAUCCAGGCGCGUGGACGUGCAGAGGAAGCGCUUCUACCUGGACGUCAAGGAGAGCGCGCGCGGCCGCUUCCUGAAGAUCGCGGAGGUUUGGGUCGGCGGCGGCGACUGCCGCGGCGACAGCGUGCGCAAGAGCAAGCUGACGCUGUCCAUGUCUGCGGCGCCGGAGCUGCGCUUCCGCCUGGCGGACUUCAUCGAUUACUACGCGCGCAUCGGACUGCGGGGAAGCGCCGCCCCUCUGCCCCGAACUCCGCCGGAGCAGCAGCAAGGCCACGGCCAGAUGCACCGCCAGCAGGAGCGCCGUCAGCAGGAGCGCCGUCAGCAGGAGCGCCGUUACCACGAACGCUCCACAUCGCCGUCCACGCACCGCGCGCUAAAGAGCGAGCUCAUGGAGCGAGACAACAGAAAGUACUACAUGGACCUCAAGGAGAACCAGCGGGGCCGCUUCCUGCGCAUCCGGCAGACCGUCAGCAAAGGCCAAGGCGACAUCGGCUACUACGGUCAGGGCGUCGAGCAGACCAUCGUGCUGCCCGCGCAGGGGAUCAUCGAGUUCAGGGACGCGCUGUCUCAGCUGAUCGACGACUACGGCGAUGAGGCGGCGGGUCGCCGCCAUUGCCGCGGCGACGACGAGCAGGCCGAGCUGCCGGAGGGAGCGUCCUUCCGUGUGGACAACAAGCGCUUCUACUUCGACGUGGGCGCCGACCGACGCGGUGUCUUCCUGAAGGUCAGCGAGGUGCGGCAGGCGUACCGCAGCGCCAUCACCGUGCCGCUGAAGGCAUGGCUGAGGUUUGGCGAGAGCUUCGCCCACUAUGAGGAGGCGAUGCGGCGAAUCCUUGCCGAGAGGAGGAAUGAGCUUCGCGGCAAGGACUGCGACGAGCGAGAGGGCUGA
Messenger RNA from Lampris incognitus (smalleye Pacific opah), 966 nucleotides. It is a transcript of the gene purg, whose product is annotated as purine-rich element binding protein G. The record is from RefSeq and is a predicted model, not a curated record. NCBI's taxonomy places the organism in Eukaryota, Metazoa, Chordata, Actinopteri, Lampriformes, Lampridae. Gene Ontology annotation, biological process: regulation of transcription by RNA polymerase II. The coding region runs from base 1 to 966 and encodes 321 amino acids. The transcript has a single exon. Gene Ontology annotation, cellular component: nucleus. Gene Ontology annotation, molecular function: purine-rich negative regulatory element binding; DNA-binding transcription factor activity, RNA polymerase II-specific; RNA polymerase II transcription regulatory region sequence-specific DNA binding.